This is a messenger RNA of Trichosporon asahii var. asahii CBS 2479, 1893 nucleotides long. RefSeq names its product Serine/threonine-protein phosphatase 2B catalytic subunit A1. NCBI's taxonomy places the organism in Eukaryota, Fungi, Basidiomycota, Tremellomycetes, Trichosporonales, Trichosporonaceae. Gene Ontology annotation, molecular function: calmodulin-dependent protein phosphatase activity; calmodulin binding. The coding region runs from base 1 to 1893 and encodes 630 amino acids. Gene Ontology annotation, biological process: fungal-type cell wall organization; calcineurin-mediated signaling. The record is from RefSeq and is a predicted model, not a curated record. Gene Ontology annotation, cellular component: calcineurin complex; cytoplasm. The transcript has 7 exons.
AUGACCUCGCCUACCACCCAAACCGCCAACGCCAUUGCGGCCAUCCGCAACAAGGGCUCGAUGCCCGUCCCCGAAAUUGACUUCACCGUCCACACCCUCGAGAACGGUGACACUGUCAGCACCACCGAGCGUGUCGUCAAGGAUGUCCAAGCUCCCGCCAUGUACACCCCGACGGACGAGCAGUUCUGGUCCAAGACGGAUCCGACAAAGCCUGACAUUGCAUUCCUCAAGAACCACUUUUACCGCGAGGGACGAUUGACGGAGGAGCAGGCGCUGUACAUUCUGGAGAAGGGCGGCGAACUCCUCCGCAAUGAACCUAACCUUCUCGAGGUUGACGCCCCCAUCACGGUGUGCGGAGAUAUCCACGGACAAUACCUGUUCGAGGUUGGCGGCAACCCCGCCGACACCCGCUACCUGUUCCUCGGCGACUAUGUCGACCGCGUUUACUUCUCGAUCGAGUGUGUUCUCUACCUGUGGUCGCUCAAGAUCUGGUACCCGGACACAUUGUUCCUGCUUCGAGGCAACCACGAGUGUCGUCAUCUGACCGACUACUUCACCUUCAAGCUCGAGUGCAAGCACAAGUACUCUGAGACGGUGUAUAAUGCGUGCAUGGACACUUUCUGCAACCUCCCCCUCGCCGCGAUCAUGAACAAGCAGUUCCUCUGUAUCCACGGCGGACUUUCCCCCGAACUUCACACCCUCGACGACCUGCGCGCCAUCAACCGAUUCCGCGAGCCUCCCACGCACGGCCUCAUGUGCGAUAUUCUGUGGGCCGACCCCUUAGAGGACUUUGGCAACGAGAAGAAUGCGUCGGAGAACUUUGUGCACAACCACGUCCGUGGCUGCUCGUACUUCUUCACGUACAACGCGGCGUGCCAGUUCCUGGAGCGCAACAACCUGCUGUCGAUCAUCCGUGCACAUGAGGCGCAGGACGCUGGUUACCGCAUGUACAAGAAGACCAAGACGACGGGCUUCCCAUCGGUCAUGACGAUCUUCUCGGCGCCCAACUACCUGGACGUGUACUCGAACAAGGCCGCCGUGCUCAAGUACGAGGCCAACGUCAUGAACAUUCGCCAGUUCAACUGCACGCCGCACCCGUACUGGCUGCCCAACUUCAUGGACGUGUUCACGUGGUCGCUGCCGUUCGUCGGUGAGAAGAUUACAGACAUGUUGAUUGCGAUCCUGAACUGCUGCACGAAGGAGGAGCUCGAGGAGGAGGAGGAGACGCCAAUGAUCACGCCCGAGACGCCGACCGAGGCUGACAGCGAGAUGGACGACGUGUCCGCCGAGCGCCGUGCGGUCAUCAAGAAUAAGAUUCUCGCCGUGGGACGUAUGUCCCGCGUCUUCUCGCUGCUGCGUGAGGAGUCUGAGCGCGUAUCCGAGCUGAAGAGCCUGACUGGGUCUAACACGCUCCCGGCGGGUCUGCUCGCCAACGGUGCCGAAGGGAUCAAGGAGGCGAUCCAGGGCUUUGACGAUGCGCGCAAGAGUGACAUUGAGAACGAGCGUCUCCCUCCCGACAUUAUCGACCCGGACGAGGGCGCCCCUGCGUCGCCGAACGGCAGCGGUCCCGCCUCGCCCAGCAACACGAGCAUUAGCACGAUGGAGGGCAUCAGCAUCGACACGUCCGUCCCCGCGUCCCCCGUCACGCCCUCGCCGACGGGCACGGCCGGCUCGCCGUCGACACCCAACUGGCGCCGCGGACACAACCGGCAGACCUCGCUCGGGACGACGCGCACGUCGCCGUCCAACCGCCGGCGCUCGCUCGAGAACACGAUGGAGCUCAUCCGCGACGUCGUCGACGGCCGCGACUCGGCCGCAGACAAGAGCGUCCGCGACAUUGCCGAGGUGAUCUCGAGCCCGGUGCGUUCGCGUCCGGAGAACUCGAUUGCCUAA